This is a messenger RNA of Arabis nemorensis, 1995 nucleotides long. NCBI's taxonomy places the organism in Eukaryota, Viridiplantae, Streptophyta, Magnoliopsida, Brassicales, Brassicaceae. The record is from the annotation of a GenBank genome assembly.
AUGAAGCUCAAGAUUUCAUUUUUACCACUCUUCUGGUUUUUCCUCAUUUCUGUUUCUUCAGGACAAGAAAUCUGCUUCAGUGGAUUCUUUAAACCCAAUUCUACGUACGACUUAAACCGUCGUCUAAUCCUCUCAUCUCUUGCUUCUAAUGUCACAACUCACAAUGGAUUCUACAACUCUUCGAUCGGUCAAAAUCCCAACAGAAUCUUCAUCAUUGGUAUGUGCAUCCCUGGAACUAAACCAGAGACUUGUUCAGAUUGCAUCAAAGGUGCAUCAGACAAGUUAGUACAGAGUUGUCCUAACCAAACAGAAGCUUAUACAUGGCCAGAUUGUUGUAUGGUACGUUAUUCCAACAUUUCUUUCUCUGGAUCACUACUCCUUAUGGAACCGUCUCAAGAGCUUUACAAUACUGGAGAUAUCAGAGAUACUGAUGCUAAUUUGACGGUGUUUGAUAGAGUUUGGGAAGAGUUAAUGGUCCGAACGGUAAAUGUAGCUUCUUUGAGUAGUAAUGGAUCAUCAUCAAGAUUUGGACAAAAGUACUUUGCAGCUGAGGUUGCUUCAUUGACAACUUUCGAAACUAUGUAUGCAAUGAUGCAAUGUACACCUGAUGUUUCUUCAGGGGAUUGUGAGGUUUGUCUCAAGAGAAGUGUUGGUGACUAUGAGUCGUGUUGUCGAGGUAAACAAGGUGGUGCGGUUAUUAGACCGAGUUGCUUUUUCCGAUGGGAUCUUUAUCCUUAUGCUGGAGCUUUUGAUAAUGUUGCAUUGCCACCACCUCGACCGCAGUCUUUACCUCAGCCACCGCUUUCUUUGACACCUCCGGUAAGCGAUCGGGCAAAUACAACCAGUAAAGACGGGAAGUCAAUGUCGGUAGGGACUAUUGUGGCCAUUGUUGUCCCUACCAUUGUUAUGUUGGUACUGCUUGUUGUUGGAUUUUUGGUUUGCAUGAAAGGGAAAUCAGAAAAAAGAACUGAGGUUCAAGCUGGUGAUGAGAUCACAACAACACGCUCACUGCAAUUCAGUUUUAAGACAAUCGAAGCUGCAACUGAUAAGUUUUCAGAAAGCAACAAGAUCGGGGGAGGUGGAUUUGGUGAAGUUUACAGGGGAAAGCUUUCGACUGGAACUGAAGUAGCGGUAAAGAGACUGUCGAAAACAUCAGGACAAGGCGCGGAAGGGUUCAAAACCGAGGCUGUUCUUGUGACAAAGCUUCAGCAUAGGAAUCUGGUUAGGCUCCUUGGCUUUUGUCUGCAAGGAGAAGAAAAGAUACUUGUCUACGAGUUUGUACCAAACAAAAGCCUCGACUAUUUCUUGUUCGAUCCUGAAAAGCAAGGAGAACUAGACUGGACAAGACGGUACAACAUUAUUGGAGGGAUUGCUCGAGGAAUUCUAUAUCUUCAUCAAGAUUCAAGGCUUACGAUCAUACACCGGGAUCUCAAAGCGAGUAACAUUCUCUUAGAUGCUGAUAUGAACCCCAAGAUUGCAGAUUUUGGCAUGGCAAGGAUUUUCGGAGUUGAUCAAUCUCAAGCUAACACAAGAAGAGUCGUUGGAACAUAUGGUUACAUGUCUCCGGAGUAUGCAAUGCGCGGCCAUUUCUCCAUGAAGUCUGAUGUCUAUAGCUUUGGAGUAAUGAUUCUAGAGAUUAUAAGUGGCAAAAAGAAUAGCAAGUCCUACCACAUUGAUGAUACUGAUGGCAAUUUGGUCACACAUGCUUGGAGGCUUUGGAGAAAUGGGUCACCAUUAAAACUCGUAGAUCGGAUUAUAGGAGAGAGCUAUCAGAGUAAUGAGGCUACUAGAUGCAUCCAUAUCGCAUUACUAUGUAUUCAAGAAGAUCCUGCAGAUCGUCCAAUGCUACCCGCAAUCAUCGUGAUGCUCACUAGUAGCACAACCACUUUACCUGUUCCUCGAGCGCCGGGAUUUUGCCUCCCAAGCAGGCAUGAACCGGACUAUGACGGCUUAGAUUCUACCCGAUCCACAAGCAUGCAUCGAUUACAGAUUUAG